Symbiodinium necroappetens is the source of this 1911-nucleotide messenger RNA. The record is from the annotation of a GenBank genome assembly. Lineage: Eukaryota; Dinophyceae; Suessiales; Symbiodiniaceae.
AUGAUCAUCGCACUAAGGAAGAGCGGUUGUUUGGGCUUGCCACCGUCUGGCAGUGCUGCCGUGGAUGUGUCGCGUAGAAAGAAGGGAAAGACGAUGGAUGAAAGCAAGUGCUUGGAGAAGUUAGUGAAGAUGGGGUUCGACCGAGAUGCUGCGUGCAUUGCUUUAGCUGACAACCGAGGGGAUGCUACGAAAGCUGUGCUAGCUCUUGUGGCUGCAGAGAAAGCCGGCUUAAAGAAGCCUGCUGAGACAAGCAAUGAGAAGCCCGAAGCAACCUCGAAGAGCAACGCCAAGAAGCCAAAAACCGCAACGCCCGCCAGCAGCGAGAAGCUCGAAGCCGAGGAGGUCGCAAGCAGCAAGAAGCUGAAAGCCGAGAAAACCAAAAAGAGCUCAGCCGUGAAGCCCACAAGCAGUGAGAAGCCCGAAGCGAAGCCGGAAAGUGCCGCGAAGAUCAAAACCAAGAAGCCCGUAGCAUCACCCCAGGAGCCACCGUCGAAGCGAACCAAGAAGACACAAGAAGAACCUGAGGUAGACAUGGUUAAGGAGCUAGCCGAGAUGCUGGAUGAAGUGAAGGCGACCAAGGAGAAGAAAGACAAAAAGGAAACCAAGGAGAAGAAGGACAAAAAGGAAACCAAGGAAAAGCAGGACAAAAAGGAAACCAAGGAGAAGAAGGACAAAAAGGAAACCAAGGAGAAGGAGGAGAAGGAGGACAAAAAGAAAAUCAAGAAGGAUGACAAAAAGGAUGCCGAGAAGAAAGACGAAACAAACAAUGCUGACUCACCCCCCGCGACACCUCCCCCACGUGUGCGAGAGCCCCCUGCGAGUGGAGAGAAGGUUGAGAAAUGUGACCUCCGUAACCUCAACCCGAAGUCGAUGGCCAGGUUUUUCAGCCCUGAUACAUACAAGGGUACCGGUGAUGCUCCCGGCCCGUGCAAGCAUCAGAAGCUCAUGGAACGCCAAGCCACAGUUGCAAGCAUCGAGCUGAAGGGUGUGGACGAAAGCCCAGAGCCCAGCACACAGAUUGUGGGGGCCUCGCCUGAUAUGCCUCGAGCUGAACGCAAACGGCAGUUCGCUGCUUUGGGUCGUCAGCUUAAAAGCGCAGCAGAGUUGCACCCCGCGCUCGUGGCCAAGUACAGUGCGGCUGAUGAUACGACCAAGUUUGACAUGCUUCGGGAAUGGAUGAUGAAUGAUGGAGACCUUGGUUCCAUCUAUGUGGAAGAGAAGUUCACCAAGGUGGUGGAAAACAUGAACACCGAUCAGUACGCCACCGUUACCAUCUUUCAGCUCGAGAAAGAGUUCGGAGAUAGUGAAGAGGCGAAGGAAUUUAUACAGGCCCCAAAGAUCGAGAAGGCGAGAAUGUACCGUGUGCUUAAGUGCAUAAUGGAGGAGCACCGCAAGGGUCACAGGGGUGAGACUUCCGUGUGUGUGUCCGGAGAAGUUUCGGAUGCAGCCGCUAAGAAAUCGAUCAGCGAGUCGAUGCAAAGCGGUUUGAAGGCCCUGGACAGCACCCAAUUCCUGGAUAGGGAAACAGGCAAGAUUGUGCUGAAUAAGAAGAAUAAGAAAGAAAACACCAAAGUCCUAACCGCCGAAGAGAAGCUCGUUGACGACUUUAGCAAGCUGGUCAGGUUUCGAGGCUUCUCAGCCAAGAUCACAGAGCGGUUGCGAGAUAUUGGUGGCAGCAAGCACUGCAAUGUGGACAGCUUGAAGAACUUCCGGACUGAGAUGCCGAAUGAAAUCAAAAAGAUGGAGAAAAUUUUUGAGACCACCCAGGCUGCAGACCUGCAGGUUCCCUACGAUGAGUUUUGCCAAAAGGCUACCUUAAUCGAAGAUGAUCUUAAGGAGGCCCUUCGACGAAAGCCGAAGAAGGCCAAAACCGAUGCUAAACCAGCAAAGGCCAAAGCGCCCCCGUCCUAG